Molecule: messenger RNA, 1542 nt
Organism: Closterium sp. Naga37s-1
Lineage: Eukaryota; Viridiplantae; Streptophyta; Zygnematophyceae; Desmidiales; Closteriaceae
Source: the annotation of a GenBank genome assembly
AUGUCUGGUCUCAUCGACAUUCUAUCUUUGGGUACCACGACCUCCCUCUGCCAGACCAAGUUCCAAGCUUCCCUCGGACAUGUCUCCCUUACCAAUAGGUUCCUUCCCCCUUUGACUACUAUCAUCGACACCUCAGUAGUGAAGAAUUCGACCGACCAGACUCUGCCUUCAGCGAUGGAAGCUGCUUUCGUCGAGUCCAGGAAUACUGCCGUAUAUGAACCCACCACGGAGGCAUCAGGAUUCAGCAGCACGGGUAACUCCACGUGGGACAGUGUCGCUGGCCUUCAGUUGAUACGCCACGUCAGCAGCAACAUCCCGUCCAGCAGCUGCAACAGCUCGCAGAGCGAUUCGUCAUGCGACUCAUUUUGCCUCGACGAAGUGGUCUCCGAGUUCAUCGAGGAAGGCAACGACGUCGUUGCCGACGCUGGCGACGGUUAUGGCUGUCGAAAGAACAAGGUCGCGGCUACUCAAGCAAUGUCUGUCAGGAAAUUCAAUUCGGAACCGUCAGUAGCAGCAGCGCAAGACGGCUCACGGCGACCAUCCAUAACCCGAUAUGGCGAGAACGACGGUGCUGAGCCUGACUCGGCGAGACGCGUCAGCGAAAAACGGGAGAACCACGUGUACGACGCUUCCACUGGCGCGUGGCGGUGUCAAUUCUGCGGAGGAAGUCGGUGUGACGGCCUGGACUGCCAGCGGCAUACGAGCUACCAUCAUCAUGGCCUUUAUGUGAAUCAACAACGCACGGAUAACAGCUCGUGCAGCGAAAUAGAACGACUCGCCUCCAUGAUCGAGCCACUCAGCUGCUGUGAGACGCCAGAAGAAUAUACAGUUUUUGAUGUCGUCACUGCCGCCAUGGAGCAUACGAGGACCCCGUCUGCUGACGUCAGCACAAGCAGCGACAGUGUACGCAACACGGUGGUGCAGCAGUUGCGGAGUCGGGGAUACGAUGCUGCUGUGUGCUAUUCUCAGUGGGACUACUCCAACGGCGUCCCUGAUGGCUCUCACGUGUACUGUGACGUCAUCCUUCAUCCAUCCUCCCCACAUCGUCUACCUGAGCGGCUCAUAGUUGACCUUGACUUCCGGGCACAGUUUCAAGUCGCUCGUCCGACACCGCAGUACAGUUACAUUCUGCAGCUAACUCCGGUUUCUUUCGUCGGCUGCCCGGACCGGUUACACCGACUGGUGGAGAUUUUGUCUGAGGCGAUGCGGCUGUCUCUGCAUGCCCAGGGCAUGCAUGUGCCACCCUGGCGCCGACACCCAUACCUCUCUGCCAAGUGGACAGCCAUUAACUCUCGCCAAGUCAGCACUUCUGCAGAUUGUUCAGGGGAAUCUGAUCCAUCCGCUGCUGCUGCUGCUGCAGUCUCUGCUUCUGCCAAUAAAUCAGCUGCUACACCUGGUCCUGCUAUUGCCACUGCAUCCAACCACAUGGGCUUCACUUGUGUACUCGAUCAUACCCGGCAGCACAGGCCAAGAGCUGCUGUGGUGGGCCUGCUGGCGAGAGGUAUGAAAGAGCUGGCCCUGCACCGCCAAGCAGUGGUUUGA